UCUGGCACUUGAACGCAGCAUCUGCCAGGCGGAAAGCGGACAGACAAACAACGUCCCAAUACUUGAAGAGCAACCUGUGUACCAACAGAAUUGUGGAUAACAACAGAUGUAGCCAAGUUAUAUGAACGGAUUUGUUUAACUUGUCUUUACAAACUAAGACAAAAAAAAAAAUAUUCGCGUAUCCUUUGUUCAGAUUUCGAAAUGGAUAUAAGAAGCGAGAAUUAAAAAGAAGUGGAACGGGGCCUCAAAACUAAACUGCCAGCAGAAAGUGAUCGAUGUGACAGAAAGCCAUCAAGACUAUCACCAUUCAAACAGUAUUUCCGGUCUCCCAUUGUGAUGUUGUGAUGGAGGAACCACCGAGCAUCGUAAAUGUUUGCCUGACGGAGCAUAACUGGAGACACACAGUUUGAAACUACAAACAUGCCUCGACCUGCUUGGAGCAGACUGUCUCCGUGGAUAGAGAGUCUGCUCCUGAGCUAUGACAGUCGGGAGGGGAGCAGCAGCAGCAGCAGCGGGCGGCUGAAGGCUCAUGUCAUCGGAGUGGGUCAGAUGUCUCAGUCCCAGGCUCAGGGCUCUGAGGGCCCCACAGGGCUGCUCUUCCUGUCCGACGGGGUGCUUCAGAUCCCUGCCAUUCUCACCGCAUCAGCCUGGGAGCAUCUUCAGGAGCAGGAGGACCGCGAGUGUUUCACCAGCCUGGUCAACACCACGGUGUGCAUUCAGGACUACCAGCUGCAGUUUCACAUGGCCCUCGAACAGACCAAAUGCAGAUUCUUCUUAUCAGUUGGAGAGCUGGCUACAACUGCAGCCGGUCCAAUUAAAGACAGCACCCCUUGCUGCACGACACUGCCCUCCGUCAGGCUGAAGAUCUGUAAGACAUGGAGGGCCCUGCUGGGUCAGGAGGUGCAGGACUCUCAGAAGGGCCAGUGUGGGUUUGAUCUGUCGGAGCUGCUGGGGGAGUGGCAGCACGACUGCCUGCAGGCUGUGCUGGAGGAUGUUAGGGAGAGGCUGAUGAUGGCAAGCAGCCGCCCCGUGAGCCCGCAGCCCUCCACUUCAACUUGCACCUCAUCGCUGAGCCACCCAGACACAUUCACUGCCACGAGCUGGGAUGUCGACAGGGUUAGAUAUAAGGGAGUGAAAUGUUUCAGGGUCCCCUCAAAGUGUCUUGUCAUCCCAGAGGAAGAUGCUCAGCAGCUGCAAACACUACCAGAUGUUGGAAACAGGACACCAAGUGGGCUUUCUGCUGCCUCUGAGGACAGAAAGAGAGGUUUGCCACAAGUCUGCAAACAUUCAGAGACAACGCAGCCUUCUGUUGAUGAUGCAGACUGGCGAAUAGCCAAGCCAGCAGUUGUAAAGAUAGAUCACGAUGCCAGUGAGAACUCGCCUCUUCCUGUGGAGGACAGCAUGCUACAUGAGGACCUAAUCGAAGGGAUGGUUGACAGCGACAUCAGGCCUUUAUCCAACCCUUGGGACAUUUUUCCUCCAUGCGACACCUCAUCAUCCUCUGAUGCAUCCCCAGAAGCAACACCAACCCACUCCUUGCACAAUCCCACUGCUGCUGAAUCUAAGCCUGAUCAUGCUGUGAUCUUAACCGGCACGCAACUUCCUGUCCACAGUUCGAAGGAAUCCUGGCAAACAUCAGAGCACAGCGAAGGGCAGCACAGCGACCUGCCACCGUACCAGAAACUGCCACACUCAACUAGCCUCUCCACCUCUACCAGUUCUUCAACUUCCGUGAGUCCACCAGAACCCUUCACCGCACCGUCAAACCUGUUGCCUGCCACAGACGAACACCGCGCCGACACAGCACAACAAAAUCUUCAGGGUUUGGACCAAGAAAGCCAGAUUUUGGAGAAGGACAUGGAGGAGACUGUUGAGAGAAAAUAUCAAAAGAGAAAGAGAAGUGAGCCCACAACAGAAGGACUAACCACCUUAGAGGAGGAGGAAGAUGAGGAAGCUCAGAUCAGUGGGAGCCCUCCAUCUUGGCUCUUUGAGACUCAGGCAGGCUCCGGGGCCGAAGAAGGCAGCAGUCGCAAACAGGUGCAGACUGUCUCGAGAAAGACUUCCACUGUUCACAGCGAUGGCAGGCUGUUCUCUUACUCUUACCAAGUGUCUGGACAGAAUCUGCAGGAUUUCAGUCGAUUCAAAGUUGCUGAAUCCUUGCUGCACUGGGCGGUGAAGUAUCUCGUUGCUCCAAAGCAGACAGAUAAUCCACGCAACGCAUCAGAAACCUCCAAUCAAACAUCGUCUGACAGGACCGAGGUCACUUCCCUUUAGGUUCAAAAUGUUGAAAGAUCAUCGUUGUGGUGUUGUUUCAGUUUUGACUCAUGUUAAUGUUCCAGAGCAGCUUUGUACAGUUGAGUCUAUUUUGUACGGUAUGUCUUGAGCACUGAUUAAAAAGUCUUUGAGAAAAAAAAAAA
This is a messenger RNA of Siniperca chuatsi (mandarin fish), 2417 nucleotides long. RefSeq names its product ACD shelterin complex subunit and telomerase recruitment factor (gene acd). Gene Ontology annotation, molecular function: telomeric repeat DNA binding. Gene Ontology annotation, cellular component: shelterin complex; telomerase holoenzyme complex; chromosome, telomeric region. The transcript is spliced from 2 exons. The record is from RefSeq and is a predicted model, not a curated record. Gene Ontology annotation, biological process: telomere capping; telomere maintenance via telomerase. NCBI's taxonomy places the organism in Eukaryota, Metazoa, Chordata, Actinopteri, Centrarchiformes, Sinipercidae. The coding region runs from base 421 to 2274 and encodes 617 amino acids.